AUGAUAAAUGAUACAACUUGUGGAUGCGAUUCUUCACAAGGGUACAUAUUUGUUAUCAAGCCAGAGCACAACUGUUACUGUAUGCCAUCAAAAGAAGAUUGCUCUUGUCAUAAGCUAUCUUGUAAUGAUAAAGAUAUACUUUGUCCUUUUAUUGGUUCUGCUGUUCGGAAUGUAUCUUGUCCAAAAAUUUUAAUCAGACCGUCAACACAAAAGAAUGAGUCCUCGACAUCCGUAGAAAUAUUUAAUGACGUUAGAAGUAGUUAUUAUGAAGGAAGGAAAUAUAGAUUAACAUGUUUUUACUUCAGCACAUCAUUAGUAAUUGUUAUGAUCACUGUUUUAGCUGUAAAUGGAUUAUCAGAGUGGCCCGAUGUUUUAUAUAUCGUUCGUACAAAACAAUUCUUGGUAGAUCAAGAUGUAUCUGGUAACUCGUCGGCAGGCGAUUCAAUAGAAAUUGAACGAUUACAAAAAGAAAAGAACAGAACCGUAAUGGAAAAACUUUUAUCUGGAGACGAAAACGAUUAUAACGAAUUUAUCACAUUCCUAAAAGAACAUACGGAAUAUGUUGACCUCGUUUAUGGAAUAGAAAACACAUUUGUUACAGAUGACGAUAGGAUAGCAUUUCUAAAUUGUCAAAGGAACACUGAAAAAAGAAGAUAAAACAUAUUAUUCAGAGCGGCAAUAUGAACGAUGAUUAAAUUAUGUAUGACCAUGUGUGAACGAAACUUUUAAAAAUUAUUGAGACAAAACUUAAUUUCGGAGUUGUUCCUUGAAUACUUCAAAAGUACAAUUUUGAAACUUUGUGUAAUUCAUUGCUAUGAACAAAACUAGAAUACGCCCGCAGAACCGUCGACUGACUUAAAGUAACUUUACCUUAUUUGAAGCCUUGAUUUCGAGCAUUCGUAUUGUCCUCUGAUAAAUUCAUGCUGGUUGUAAGGGGCAGUUUAUUUGCUUACAGAAUAUUUUUCUAUU
Molecule: messenger RNA, 969 nt
Organism: Mytilus trossulus (common blue mussel)
Lineage: Eukaryota; Metazoa; Mollusca; Bivalvia; Mytilida; Mytilidae
Exons: 5
Coding region: 1-657 (218 amino acids)
Source: RefSeq, a predicted model, not a curated record